Sebastes umbrosus (honeycomb rockfish) is the source of this 1992-nucleotide messenger RNA. RefSeq names its product acyl-coenzyme A thioesterase 11-like. The record is from RefSeq and is a predicted model, not a curated record. Lineage: Eukaryota; Metazoa; Chordata; Actinopteri; Perciformes; Sebastidae. Gene Ontology annotation, molecular function: lipid binding; thiolester hydrolase activity. Bases 101 to 1951 code for a protein of 616 amino acids. Gene Ontology annotation, cellular component: extracellular exosome. The transcript is spliced from 17 exons.
UUGAAAGGUAUUACCGGAACACCCUCUGCUGGUCUUGUUAUAAUAAACAUGACAUCAAAGUUUAGCUUGACACUUCCACAGGUCGCUUUCAGCUUUGAAGAUGAGUUCCAGAGUGUCAGGUGAUCCGGAGGAAGAGGAUGAAGAAGAAGAAGACGAAGAAGAAGAAGGGAGCGUCAACCCGACAGAGGUGAAAAUGAGUCAGAUGGUGAUGCCCUGUCACAGCAACCAUCGACAGGAGCUGAGCGUGGGACAGCUGCUCAAGUGGAUGGACUCCAGUGCCUGCCUCUCUGCUGAGAGGCAUGCUGGGUGUCCCUGCGUCACUGCCUCCAUGGACGACAUCCACUUUGAACACACCAUCAGCGUUGGUCAGGUGGUGAACAUCAAGGCAAAGGUCAACAGAGCCUUUAACACCAGCAUGGAGGUGGGCAUACAGGUGAUCUGUGAGGACCUGUUCUCUGAUCGCCACUGGAGGGUUUGUCACGCCUACGCCACCUUUGUUACCCAGCGCACCAACACAGGAAAAAAGGUGACCCUGAAGCCUGUUGUACCUCACACUGAGAAAGAGCAGGUUGAAUACAGCGUGGCCGCUGAGAGACGGAGGGUCAGGAUGUUACACGAUGACAUCGUCAAAGACCUGCUCUCUCAUGGGUCCAUCCUGCAGGCUGACAACUCAGCAGUAAGCAAAGCGGUGGCAGCAGAGAAGACCAAGGUGGAGAGUGUUGAACUGGUUCUACCACCACAUGCUAACCAUCAGGUGAAUACAUUUGGAGGACAGAUCAUGGCCUGGAUGGUGAAUGUAGCUAAUAUUGCUGCCAGUCGUCUGUGUCAGGCCCACCCGACUCUGCGAACCAUCGACAUGUUCACCUUCAGAGGACCUUCUCAGGUUGGAGACAGACUGCUGCUGAAGGCCAUAGUCAACAACGCCUUCAAAAACAGCAUGGAGGUGGGGGUGCGAGCUGAAGCCUACCAUGAGGAAGGGCCUAACCGACACAUAAACUCUGCCUUCAUGACCUUCGAGGUGCUCGACGACCACAGGAAGCCGUGCACGUUACCAUGGAUACGACCAGAACCCUUGGAAGGGGGGAGGAGGUUUCAAGAGGCCAUAGCCAGGAAGAAGAUCAGAUUGGACAGAAAGUACAUCAUUUCCCACAAGCAGGGCGAAGUCCCUCUGUCUGUACCCUGGGACCCCAGGAACCAGGUGUAUCUGAGCUAUAACAAUGUUUCAGCUCUGAAGAUGUUGGCUGCUAGAAACAACUGGCGCCUCAGCUCUGAGAAAGACAAGGUGCGUCUGUACACCCUGGAGCAGAAGUCCAUGUUGAGUAUUCGGGUGGAGUCGGAGGUGGAUGUUCCCGCUCUCACAGCCUUUUGUCUGCUGGCUGAGCUGAGCAACAGGGCGAGCUGGGACACACAUUAUCAGGAAUGUGAGCUGAUUCACCAGGUGGACGAUGAUGACUUCCUGUAUCGAGUGGUGACCCCAGCAGUGGGUCAAGGUGGAGUAGGUUCCCCAACGUCAGCCCAGCAGUGUGAAGGGAUUCUACAGGACUUCAUCUUGUUGGCUUCCAAUAGGAAGCCAUGUGGCAGCGGAGAUCCGUACAUCAUCGCACUGCGCUCAGUGUCCCUGCCCACUCACCCUCCCACCGAGGGAUACAACAGAGGAGAGGUUCUGUGUGCUGGAUUUACCAUACUGGAGACCAAAAACAACACAUCAGUGAUCAGUUACUAUAACCAGACGUCUCCAGAGGUUCUUCCCUACAUCUCCACAGAUAUCGCCGGCCUCUCCUCCACUUUCUACCACAACUUCUGCUCCUUCAGCAAAUACCUGACCAGGAAAAGACUGCAGUCCACCUCUGAGGUGCAAACCAGCCAAUAUCAGGCCACGAACACAGACAGCCCCACCUGUGAUACUGAAGGUGAUAAUCUGUCAGUGGCCCUCCACAGCACACAGCUGUAGACAGUCAGUGGUACUUUACAGGCCAGUUUACAUCCAAAGUG